AUGGGUCGCGCGAUAACAAUCUCGUCGUCUAUCCUCCUAUCAACAGGAGGAUUUCUGUUCGGCUAUGAUUCCGGUAUCAUUACGUCGACGAUUGCUUUGCCCACCUUCGUUGACUAUUUCAAUGAUCCAUCCGAUACAGUCACAGGUGGCAUCGUAUCCGCCUUUCAAGGUGGUGCCAUUCUAGGGACCAUCAUCAACAUGCUCUUUGCAAAUUCCUUAGGACGUCGUAGGACUAUAUUCAUGGCCUCCGUAAUCUCCUGCUUAGGAUGUGCGUUACAAGCCGGCGCCGUGAACAUGGCUAUGUUAAUCAUCGGACGUUUCAUUGGUGGUGUUGCCGUGGGCCAGCUUACAGCCACAGUCCCCAUGUACGCCUCUGAAAUAUCAGAGGCGAAGUACAGAGGUGCCCUUUCUGGUCUACUCCAAUGGAUGUUGAGUUGGGGCUUCUUAGUCGCCCAGUGGCUGGGAUACGGCUGCUCAUUCUCCACGACUGUAUUCUCCUGGCGAUUCCCGCUUGCUUUCCAAACAGUCCCUGGCAUUGUCCUCCUUGUCGGCAUAUUUUUCCUCCACGAAUCCCCACGGUGGCUGAUGGAAAAGGACCGCCAUGAGGAAGCUCGUCAAGUCCUGAAUAGACUCCGAAGUGGCCUCCCCGAAACCGUCAUCGACCUCGAAUACCGCGAAAUCCGGGACGUGAUCCUGGCCGACCGAGCCCUUGGAGAUAUCACCUGGAAAUCGAUAAUAAUGAAACCAACCUGGCGCAAGCGUCUCCUCCUAGGCUGCGGAGUGCAAGCCUUCGGACCCCUCUCGGGCAUAAACGUAAUCAACUACUACGGGCCCCGAAUCUACGAGAUCCUAGGGAUAACUACACGGGAGUCGCUCUUAAUCAUCGGAAUUAACGGCGCCUUAGCAAUAGUCUACUGCACUAUCGGGCUAGGUCUCCUCGACCGCGUGGGACGGAUUAAACCCCUCAUGGCCUCAGCAGGAGGCACAGCAACCGCACUGCUCAUCAACGCCGUACAAGGCCAAUACUUCAACCCGGAGAACGCGAACCAGAUGCGCAGCAUGGUGGCCAUGAAUUUCCUCUUCAGUUUCUUCUACACACCACUGGGCAUCAUUAGUUGGGUUUAUCCGGCGGAGAUCUUCCCCGUCGAAGUCCGUGCUCUGGGUAAUGCGAUCACAACGUUCACGAACUGGACGGUGAAUCUUAUCUUCGCGCAGUUUACGCCGCAGGCUUUGACGGCCAUUGAGUUUCGGUAUUUUUAUGUGUUUUUUGUCUUUAAUUUGGUCGCUUUGGCUUCUUAUGUUUUCUUCUUUCCCGAGACCAAGGGCCGCACUUUGGAGCAGAUGGAUGAGCUCUUUGGCGAUCAGCUUGUUCCUCAUGCUAUGCAGGAUGCCGAGGGUGCGGAAAUUGCUAUGAAGGGGAAGUCGCAUGUGGUUGAGUAG
Molecule: messenger RNA, 1440 nt
Organism: Aspergillus caelatus
Lineage: Eukaryota; Fungi; Ascomycota; Eurotiomycetes; Eurotiales; Aspergillaceae
Product: sugar porter family MFS transporter
Exons: 2
Coding region: 1-1440 (479 amino acids)
Biological process (GO): transmembrane transport; carbohydrate transport
Cellular component (GO): membrane
Molecular function (GO): carbohydrate:proton symporter activity
Source: RefSeq, a predicted model, not a curated record